This is a messenger RNA of Pleuronectes platessa (European plaice), 5477 nucleotides long. It is a transcript of the gene mical2a, whose product is annotated as microtubule associated monooxygenase, calponin and LIM domain containing 2a. Gene Ontology annotation, molecular function: protein binding; FAD binding. NCBI's taxonomy places the organism in Eukaryota, Metazoa, Chordata, Actinopteri, Pleuronectiformes, Pleuronectidae. Bases 276 to 3614 code for a protein of 1112 amino acids. The record is from RefSeq and is a predicted model, not a curated record. The transcript has 22 exons.
GCCCUCCUCCUCCUCCUCCUCCUCCUCCUCCUCCAGCUGCACAGAGGAGCUGCUGCUGCCUGUCACACUGACCGAGGACCGACAAACUCCACACGGCCACUCAGGACCAGGAGUGACGGAACACACCGAACGGAAGGAGAUACUGGACUCGGGCUGGAGACAUGAGACUGGGCAUGACGGCGCGGGCCAAGCUGAGGGUGUAGCCACAUCUGGCAGCGAGCGCGGAAGCAAGCAGGAGCCCUCAGCACACCGAAGCACCCACUGCAGCGGGCAAGAUGGGAGAGACGAAGGAGGAGACGGACAAUGUGGGGAAGCAGUUUGAGAACUUUGUUCAGGCCUCGACCUGUAAAGGAACCAUUCAAGCCUUCAACGUCCUCUGCAGACGGCUAGACCUCGACCCUGCAGACAACAGCACCUUCUACAGCAGCCUGAGGGCAAAGGUCACCACCUGGAAGGCCAACGCACUGUGGAGUAAGCUGGACAAGAGGAUGUCCCACAAAGAGUACCAGAAGGGCCAAGCCUGUGUGGGCACCAAGUGCCUUAUCAUCGGAGGAGGUCCCUGCGGCCUGCGGACAGCCAUCGAGCUCGCCUUGAUGGGCGCUAAAGUGGUGGUGAUUGAGAAGAGGGACUCGUUCUCCAGGAACAAUGUGCUGCACCUUUGGCCCUACACCAUCCAUGACCUGCGCGGCCUGGGAGCCAAAAAGUUCUAUGGCAAAUUCUGUGCCGGGGCCAUUGACCACAUCAGCAUUCAGCAGCUGCAGCUGAUGCUCCUGAAAGUCGCGCUCCUCGUCGCUGUGGAGUUUCACGUCAACGUGGAGUUCGUCAAGCUGCUGGAGCCUCCAGAGGACCAGGAAAAAGAAGUGAUUGGAUGGAGGGCUGCAAUACGACCUGCUGAUCACCCUGUGGCUAGCUUUGACUUUGAUGUCGUUGUGGGGGCUGACGGACGCAGGAACACUCUGGAAGGUUUCAAACGGAAGGAGUUCAGGGGUAAACUGGCCAUCGCCAUCACAGCUAACUUCAUCAACAGGAACACCACAGCAGAGGCCAAAGUCGAGGAGAUCAGUGGCGUGGCUUUCAUCUUCAACCAGAAGUUCUUUCUUGACCUCAAAGAAGAAACGGGUAUCGAUCUGGAGAACAUUGUCUACUACAGGGACAACACGCAUUACUUUGUCAUGACUGCCAAGAAACAGAGUCUGCUGGACAAGGGAGUGCUCAUUAAUGAUUACAUAGACACCCAAAUGCUGCUUAGCACUGAGAAUGUCAACCAGGAAGCACUUCUGUGCUACGCCCGAGAGGCUGCUGACUUUGGCACCAACUACCAACUUCCUACGCUGGAUUUUGCCAUGAACCACUGCGGGCAGCCAGACGUGGCGAUGUUUGACUUCACAAGCAUGUACGCCUCAGAGAACGCCGCUCUGGUCAGAGAGCGGUUCGGACACCAGCUGCUGGAGGCGCUGGUUGGCGACAGUCUCGUAGAGCCCUUCUGGCCGAUGGGGACAGGUUGUGCUAGAGGCUUCCUGGCUGCCUUCGACUCAGCGUGGAUGGUAAAGAGCUGGGCUCAGGGUCAGACAGCCCUCGAGGUGCUGGCAGAGAGAGAGAGUAUUUACAGACUACUUCCUCAGACGACACCAGAAAACAUUGCCAAAAACUUUGACCAGUACACCAUCGACCCUGGGACGCGAUACCCCAACCUCAACUCCUCCUGUGUCAGACCCCACCAGGUGCGUCACCUGUACAUCAGUGCAGAGCUGAAUACCUGCUCCCUGGAGCGGGCUGCCACCAUACGACGACCUGUCAAUCUCAGCAGGCGAGAGUCGGAGAUCAGACCAGCAAGGCUUCUUACCUGGUGCCAGAAACAGACCGAGGGCUACAGGAAUGUGACGAUCACAGACCUGACGUCUUCUUGGCAAAGCGGCCUCGCCCUCUGUGCCCUCAUCCACAGGUUCAAACCUCAGCUGAUAGAUUUUGAUUCAUUAAAUGAAGAAUACCAUGCUGCAAACCUCCAGCUGGCUUUCGACAUCAGUGAGCGGGAGUUCGGGAUCUGCUCGUUCACGUCUGUGAAGGAGCAGAGUGCUGGUGAGGAGCUGGAUAAGACCCGGAUGAUCGCAUACCUGUCCAAGUUCUACGAGCUGUUCCGUGGAACACCUCUACCUGCAUCAGGGUCCAGAGCAGUAGAUGAAAACAAUGAAGAAUAUCCAUCUAAAGAAGUCAGAAGUAAAAAUAAUGUCCUCAAUAUGGCAGUUCCUAGGAAACGGGUUCCAAAGGAUGAAAAGAGGUCAGACGGAACAGACCCCACUUACAAAAGGAGGCGAAAGUUCAGUUAUUUCGAGGAGGCCACCAAUCUGUCCAGUAAUGGCUCCUCAGUGCGAGAGGGGCAGGAACCUAAGGAAAAUAAAGUGCGCUCCAUUUCUACUCAGUUGCUUGCCAAAUUUGAAAACAAACCCAGCCACGCAGUCCGCAGAACACAGUUUGAUUGUGAGACGUCUUCCUCACUGCAAACUCUCGACCUGACUGAGAGUCUGCGCCUUAAACUCAGGCCUGUGGUUCCACCCAAACCUUCUCCUGAGACACAGUUUGAAUUUAGUAUCAGAAGAGCUGCAGAGCAGUUAGUCCGCCUGCCGACAAAGACUCUGCCCGAACCUCAGCUCCAGCCCCAGCAUCCAUUUUCCACAGUGAAGCUCAGACACGUUGAUCAAACACACGCUGAGACGAAGGCCGAGCCUCCGCCUGAGAGUGCAGACCCCCCUGCUUCUUCUUCUUCUUCUUCUUCUUGCCACUCAGCCAUCCAUUUCAUGUCAAGAGUCCUCCAGCGCCUCAGGGAGGUGGAUGAACACGUCUCUGAGAAAAAAGCUCAGACACAACAGACUAGAGAGUUUCACACAAAGAGUAUAAAGGACAAAGCCAUGCAUCUUAGAGGGUUGUUCUCAGGAGACGGUUCUGCUGAACUCAAGAGCUGCUCCGUUCGACGCUCGUUCCCCCAGUCGGGUGACAAGUGUCACUCAUGCGAGCGGCGUGUUUACAUGGUGGAGCGGGUCAGUGCCGAGGGGCUGUUCUUCCACAGGGAGUGUUUUCGCUGUUCCACCUGCAGCUCAGCUCUGCGACAGGGAGCGCACGCCUUCGACUCUGAGCAGGGGAAAUUGUACUGCAAACUCCAUUUUGAUCAACGCAACACCGGGACACAUCUACGCAGGAGUUUAUCUCUCCGUUCUAAUCCUACUGGAGUUGGAGUUCCGGAGCGACGUGCCGCUGAAGGAGAGAGCUCUCAGUCCAGCAGCACAGCAGACCUGCCGAGUCGACCCGCAGCAGGUACCUUCAGCUCGUUCAUUAGGAAACGGCUGAGCUGGCCCCUGAGUGUGACUCGCACGGUGUGUAACGCCCCCUGGUAUCUGUCCCGCUGUGUGCGUAGCACGGCACAGGCCCUCGCCGGCCACAUGAGGGCCAACGCCCAGGACUAUACAUUCCUCUUUGAGCUACUGAGCAUGAGUUUGCCCCUGCUGUUUGUUUUACAAGAGGUACUGCUGCAGAUGCACACAGAGGCCAUGCCUUACGGGCCAAGCUCUUUACAGCCUCUACUGCUGUGGCUGCGGGAGCAUGUAGGCACCAGCCUCAUCUAGACACCCAGUGGAGCCCAGCUGUUAAUCCCUAACCCUGAACAUCACCACCAAACCAAAUCUGAGGCUGAGCUGCACCUUAGCUGAACUGUUCUCGUCUUGCUGUCAUUUAAAGCCGGACACAAGCACCUUUUUAAUGUUUACUAUUGUUUAAUUUGCUCCCGGUGUGUUGAACGUACUUUGCCAUCAGCCGAAGAAGAGACAACUUUUUGCAGUUUACUACCGGAGGCUGCUGCAGUGUGUCACAUAGCUGGAAGCAGAGACAUGUUUGCAGUGUUUAGAUGUGCACUGGUUUAAUAUAGAUGAUCUUCUUUAGAUAAUUAGUAAUCAAAAGGCAAAUCAAAAUGAAACCGGCCCAGUCCGUGCCUUAAAGACUUGAGACUGCUGAAAUGUCUGAUCGUCAUUGCUGUAGAAUCUAACCUUUUACAAACUGCCCUGAAAACCAGGCGCCUGCAGUGAAAGUUUUCUGAACUCGGUUUACGACUGACUGACUGACUUGAUGCACUUUAUGUUGGGGAACUGCCUUGUGGACGGAGCAGGAAACGCUCACAGUGGAUAAAAGCCUGGUCUCAUGUUAACGCAGUCAGGUCUUCCUUUGACUACACAUAUGUGCUGCUGCCAUAUGUUUUAUUUUAAUACAGUAUAUAUGCAACACAAUUUUUUACCUUUACUUUAAUGAACUGUUUGUGUGGAUUUUUUUCUUUUUUAAUGGAUGACUCUUAAAAAACCUCACAAAUGCAUUCGAAACUAGGGACUGAGUAUUUGGUUCUACUUUGCUGCCAUCUACUGUUGACGGAGAAAAUGAGGCAUGAAGGCAAAAUGAACCCCUCCUCCCCCCCAUCCCCACCCCCACCGUAUAACGAGACAAACGUUAUGUUUUAAUUAACAGAUUGAUGAAUUACUUUCAGAUUUACUGUAGACAGUAGAAGAUGGUGAGCCUGCUGUGAUGUGUUUGAAUGUGCUUGCCACGCUUGCCAUACUUUUUAAAGCAAGUUGUUGGAAGAUCAACUGCAAACCUCUGACUGGAAGCCUCACCGAAGCUUCCUAUGCAUUCACACUAUCUCUUGUCCAACGAUGCUUGUGAAGCACUUAAGAGUUGCAGAGUGUGUGUUUAACUUAAAUAACCAUUUGAACAUGAUAUUUGCAGAGACUUCAGGCAUUUGUUGUGUUAACAGCAUGAUGUGUUGGAUAUGCAAUAUGUUGCUUGUGGUUUGUUGUCUGCUACCUAGUGUUCCGUGUCGAUUUGACUGAAUCUGCAGGAAAACUGAGAUACAUGAUUUGUGCAGUGCAGGUGGACAACUUCAGUGUUUUGAAAUACCAAAGAACUGUGUUUACACACACUAGACGUGUUAACAUGGACACCAGUGUUCUGUAACCAGAUUAAGACAUAAGUCGGAAUAAGAAACUGCUGUGUAAACAACAUUAAACAGGAAUAAGCAAUGAUCUAAUUAAGACCUGGAGUAUUCCAACCUUACACAAACAUGAAAUGUCUUAUUGGAGAUUUCAGUGUUUUGCAACAUCAACAUUCGUCAGUUAACAUCGACUCGACGACCCGUGCGCUGGGUUCAAGUGUCGUAAUGGCCUGCGUCACAAUCUGAUUCUCUGCUGUGUAACUUGAAAACAGGAAUACUCUAUUAACAACUCAUGUGAACAUCGUAAUUGAGAUAAUGUAUGUCUUAUUCAGAAUAAGGGAAAUAGUCAGAUUAUUGGUGUCCGUGUCAACAUAGUCACUUACUGGACUUGUAAUAGUUCCACCUCUGUUUAACAAGACCACAGUAACAUGUACAAUGCUGCCAACAUGCAAAUGUCUUCAUUGUGAAUGUCAGUUUUGUUGUUUUGUUUUCAUAAACUUUUUUCUACUUUGUU